AAAAACCCAUUUGUUGUAACAUCCUUGGCGAUAAGGAAAAGGAUUAUGUUACAACACAUUCUACACUUUAAUACUUAAAAGAAAUUGACUCAUAUUCACUAGUGCAAAAAAAUUGAGAGACAAAUUAAGCAUAACAAGAUAAGAGAGUCUGAGUUGAGACAUGGCAUCUAUGGUUAUGACAGCCUCCUCAUUCCCAUGCGGCUCAGCCAUGACCAUGGCCAAGCAAACCACAACAACAGGCCGCCGUGGUGUCAUGGUGGCUGCCAAGGCCUCAGCAGCAGCCUCAGAGGGUGAGAAGGUGAGCUUGCAAAUGAAGCAGAACAAGGAAGAGAGCACAAGUGGGAGGAGAGACUUGAUGAUGGCUGUGGCAGCAGCAGCCGCCUGCUCGGUUGCAAAGGUUGCCAUGGCGGAUGAGCCACCUAGGGGAACCCCCGAAGCCAAGAAGAAGUAUGCUCCUGUUUGUGUCACAAUGCCAACAGCUCGUAUCUGCCGCAAGUGAGCAAGUAUUAGUUUUACUUGAUCAACUUAUAAUUCAAAUGUUUUGAAUAUUGGUGGUGGACCUGGUUGUUGUGGUGCUGUAUAAUUUGUAAAAUUUGUAUUGCUCUCAUCAUCCUUUUUCUUUUUCUUUUUUUUUUUUUUUUAAAAAAAAAAAAUUGAACAAUCAAGCUCUUUUUCUAUCGCUGCUUCAUCCUCUCCCUUUAUUUUUUAAUCUAAUCAUAGCUUUAAUUGGCGACAUAAA
Molecule: messenger RNA, 739 nt
Organism: Cannabis sativa
Lineage: Eukaryota; Viridiplantae; Streptophyta; Magnoliopsida; Rosales; Cannabaceae
Product: photosystem II 5 kDa protein, chloroplastic-like
Exons: 1
Coding region: 161-499 (112 amino acids)
Source: RefSeq, a predicted model, not a curated record